Messenger RNA from Dipodomys ordii (Ord's kangaroo rat), 563 nucleotides. RefSeq names its product ribosomal protein L28 (gene Rpl28). NCBI's taxonomy places the organism in Eukaryota, Metazoa, Chordata, Mammalia, Rodentia, Heteromyidae. Gene Ontology annotation, cellular component: cytosolic large ribosomal subunit; ribosome. Bases 95 to 508 code for a protein of 137 amino acids. Gene Ontology annotation, biological process: translation. The transcript has 5 exons. Gene Ontology annotation, molecular function: structural constituent of ribosome. The record is from RefSeq and is a predicted model, not a curated record.
CGGAAACGGAAAUGCGUGGUGGCGUUAAAUUGUUGCCCCGCCUCCGGCCUAUCUCUUUUGGUCUCCGGCUGCCGCAACGCGAGGAGCCGCCGCCAUGUCCGCGCACCUGCAGUGGAUGGUCGUGAGGAACUGCUCCAGCUUCCUCAUCAAGAGGAACAAGCAGACUUACAGCACCGAGCCCAACAACCUGAAGGCCCGCAACUCCUUCCGGUACAAUGGGCUGAUCCACCGCAAGACUGUGGGCGUGGAGCCCGCCGCUGACGGCAAAGGAGUCGUGGUGGUCAUGAAGCGGAGAUCUGGUCAGCGGAAGCCAGUCACAUCCUACGUGCGGACCACCAUCAACAAGAACGCACGGGCCACCCUCAGCAGCAUCAGGCACAUGAUCCGCAAGAACAAGUACCGCCCCGAUCUGCGCAUGGCUGCCAUCCGCAGAGCUAGCGCCAUCCUGCGCAGCCAGAAGCCUGUGGUGGUGAAGAGGAAGCGGACCCGCCCCACCAAGAGCUCCUGAGCCUUCCCCUCCCCCCCAAAAAAAAAAGCAAUAAAGAAUUGUCACCUUUCUCUAC